AAAAAAAAGUUAAAAUGGCGGCCGUUUGAAUCGGUGUCGGUGUUUUUGGCAAUCUUUUCUGUACUAAAGUAACACAUUUUCCGUAAUAGAAUAAAUAAUUAAUCUAUAAUCUUAUAGUAUAUAUCUUAUGAAAUCGUAAACAAUAGAAAUAGCUUUAUAGGGCAAAGUAAAUGCGCAUUCGUCUCAAUUAAUUGUGUACUUGGUAAGACCAAUGUUUUUCAAUUAUAAUGUCAAAACAAGGAAAAAGAAAAAUUACUGUGGAAUUACCGAAAACAAAGGACCUAGCAAAUAGACCUAGUGUUUUUGAGCGCCUUGGGACCAAAAAAACUUCUAGUACAAGUGGUAAAAAAACAAGUGAAUAUUGUAGACAGUGGGCACAACACGGCAGUUGCGUUUACGGCAAAGGCUGCAAGUUUGCUGUUACGCAUACGUUAAUAAGUCCAUCGAAACAGCGAGCAGCUAACAAAGAUAGUGAUCUUAAGAAUGCAGUUAAAGAUGACCCUAAAAGCAGAUUGCAUUCUACAGUCGUAGUUAGAACAGGACGCAGUCCAGAUGGAGAGAUCGAUAAUUGGGAUCAAAGUGACCUAGAAUAUGCUGACACAGAUGUAUUGGAGAAAAGGAGGCAGCAGUUGCAGCGCGAAUUAGAAUUGCAAUUGAAAAUGGAUUCAACUAAAGAUAUGCGUAAUGAUAAGAAAAAGAUGGCAUCCAGCUCAUCCUCGUCUCGUAGCUCCAGUUCCUCAAGCGUCUCGUCGUCGUCCUCGGAUGGUACGUCAUCAUCAUCCUCAUCUGGCAGAGAUGCUAAGCGAAAAGUAAAGAAAACGAAACUUAAAAGAAAUUCGAGUUCUUCCUCUGAUUGUGAGACCCCAUCUAAAAAGAAAUUGAUAAAAAAUGAUUCUUUGAAAAGGGACAAAAGUGAAUCAAAAAAGACUAAUGUCAAAAAAGAUGACAGAGUUCUAAAGAAAACUGAUGUAAAGAAAAAGACACUGACAAAGGCAGCGCUAGGAAAGAAGUCACUUUCACCAGGGAAAAAAGCUGGUGGCACUCCACCAAUUGUGACUAAAACUCUUGCUACCAAAAGUGCUCCCAAACAUGCCAAAUCACCAGUAAGAAGGGAAAGGAACAGAAGUGUUUCUCCGCAUUCUGUAAGAGACCGUGACAAAGAUAGGGAUCGAAAUAAAGAAAAGGAUAGAGACAAAGAACGAGAGAAAGAGCGUGAAAAAGACAGAGAUCGCACCAGAGCUCGCAGCCGAUCUCCCAAAAAAGCUAGAUCAAGAUCACCUCGACGACAUGGGUCACACCCAAAAGAUCCAAGAAGAAAAGAAAGCUCUGAAAGGAGUAGACCAGUAUCGCCAAAAAAACAAAUUAGAAGAGACGUUAGUGUGGAACGCCACAGAAAAAGAUCUGCAAGUAGAGACAGAGAAAGAACUCGGGAUCAUAAAGAUAGAUCUUUGGAGAGAAGAAAAGAUAAACAUGAUGAUAAAGACAGGCAUGAUAGAAAAGAUAGGGGAAGAGAUAGAAAUAAGGAUAUAAAAAGAGAUGAUAAUAAAAGAAGGGGUCGGGACAGAGGAUUAGGUGGUAGGGGUGGAUCUGACAAAGGUUUAGAAAAACCUAAUAAACCUAUGGAAAGGCUUCUACCUCGUCCAGAGGAACGUUUAGCUGCCCUUGCAGCAAUUUCAAACAGAACAAUAGAAAGUGAUAAAAAUUCAACAACUUCAAAGGACAGACAAGAUAAUCAUUCUGACAGAGGUGGAAGAAAACAAGAUAGAUUGGAAAGAGAUCGGUCUACCAAGAGAGACAGGUUAGACAGUCUAGAAAGAGAACCUGGCGAUUAUGAAAUGGGCAUUGAACGUCAAUAUGAUCAUAGUCAUAACAUGGAACACUAUGACAGAUUAGAUGAUCGUUUUGAUGGAGGGCCAAGAGAUGACGAAAGAUCUCCUGGGUAUAUUCAAGGAAGAGAAAGACAUUAUGAUCCUGGAUAUGAUAUGGCUGGGCCUCCUCGAGGUUAUCCUGAAGAUGAAGAAAGAAUUUAUGGUGAAUCUAUGGAUCACAGAGGAGUUGAAAUAGGGUAUGACGAUCGGCGGCCUCAUCACGACCAUUCGUGGGAGGGUCGUUCUGGGUCCAUAGAUCGCGAACGUGGGUACAUACAUCCACAUAAGGAUUGGGAUAACGAAGACUAUCGUGGUCCAGGAGAUUGGGGUAGGGAGCGACAUUGGCCUAUUCAUGAUCCUCAGAUGUCUGAAUGGGGAGAUAAGGAUGCUGACAUGGAAGUUUGGCAUCAUCGUGGCCAUCCUCCAGGGCCACACCGUGGCAGACAUCAUGAAGAUUUUAAUCGUGGAAUGCGAAUGGAGCUUGGGAGGAAUGACAGCAGUAAACGACGCGGUCAGAGAAACGAUCCUGAACCUACAGUCAAAGAGUCUUUGCCACCUGCAGCAUCAGCAACCGCUCCAUCAACUCAGGAAGAAACCGAAGUUGAGGACAAACCAGUGCCAGAUGAUCUUAGUGAAAUAAGUGACGAUCCUGACGAUAUCUUAGAAAGAGAAGAUAUGUUGGACCAAAACAUAGAUGAACAAAUUCUUGCAGAAAAAACAGCUGAUGAAGUAACAUCAAAACCUGAGGGAUCUGAAAAAGACUCUACUCAGGACACAGGCGGCGCUGGUGAAGAAAAAGAAUCACAGGAAGGUAAAGAGGAUGAUGAUGUUGCCAAUUUAGAUUUUGAAGAAAUAUCUGAUGGGGAAUUAGAAGAAGAACGAACAAGAGCUGGUUUAGGGGAUGCAUUGGGUGUCGAUUGGGCAAGCCUAGUAGCAGAUGCGCGACGCCGAGAACAAGUACCUUCCACUGGCGGGGCUAGAGACCGUUGGCGGCCAGAACGUGUGCUUGCUCGUAUUGGCCUAUCUAUCCAUAUGGCUGGCAAAGACACAGUACAGAAAAUUCUAGACAAAAAUGCAGAGUCUAUUCAAGCAGAAAAGAAUCAACAAGUUUCAAAUAAUGGCGAUGAUGCGGUACAAAAUGGUCAAUGUGAGGAAAGUUUAGAGAAAGAGAUUCCUAAAGAUGUUAACUCUCUACACCCAAUUGCUGCCAUUCAGGUCGCCAUCGAGAAGAGAAAACGUCAGCGUGCUGUGUUAUUUGGAUCUGGCUGCGAAAUAACGCGUGGUUUAAGCGCAAGGCGCGAUCUCGCCUUACGACGAUAUUUAUGCCAUUUACCAGCUACUGAACGUACAGGACAAUCUCGCGUGGCUCCACAGCCGUCUCUAUUUCAUACAGCACGAGCUCUUUUGAUGCAAGAACCUGUAACUGGCUGACAAAGGCCGAAAAAAGAUUAAAUUUGUUUACAUCAUGUUUUUAAUGAAGUAUUUACGGAAUGACUUUGUCGAGUGGGGAUUAAAAUGUUCCUGAUGUGUUGAAAAUGUGUCAGUACACUGAAAAUUCUUGAGUGAUGUGAGUGAAGUGAUAGAUCAAAACAAUGUGCAAUAGAGUUAAUGUUUAAAACCGUCAUAAUUUAAACUAAAUAUAUUGAAACAUAUUUUCCUGCAAUGCUUUUUAAAGUCUUUAUAAGUGUAAAAUAUAUGACAAAUAAAUUCAUAUUUUUAUAGAA
Papilio polytes (common Mormon) is the source of this 3592-nucleotide messenger RNA. Its product is annotated as zinc finger CCCH domain-containing protein 13-like. Bases 228 to 3299 code for a protein of 1023 amino acids. Gene Ontology annotation, cellular component: RNA N6-methyladenosine methyltransferase complex. The record is from RefSeq and is a predicted model, not a curated record. NCBI's taxonomy places the organism in Eukaryota, Metazoa, Arthropoda, Insecta, Lepidoptera, Papilionidae. The transcript has 9 exons. Gene Ontology annotation, molecular function: metal ion binding.